AUGUAUGUGGACCGAAAGAUUCAGGAUUUAGAGUUUAUGGAGGGCGAGCAGGUUCUUCUGAAGAUUUCACCCAAAAAAGGUGUUAUGCAAUUUGGGAAGAGGAGCAAGUUGAGCCUGAGGUACUUUCGCCUAUUUGAGGGUCUCCGUCGAGUUGGAGAGGUUUCUUAUGAGUUGCCUUUGCCACCGGGCCUGUCAGGUGUUCAUCUGGUUUUCCACGUGUCUAUGUUGAAGAAGUACUAUUCUGAUGGUUCUUAUAUCGUUCGUUGGGAUUAUGUGUUGCUUAAUGAGAAUCUAUCGUGCAGGGAGGAGCCUAUAGCGAUUCUGGAUAGGCAGGUUAGAAAGUUGAGGUCUAAGGAGAUUGCUUCUGUUAAGGUUCAAUGGAAGCACCAUCCUGUUGAGGAGACUACUUAG
Messenger RNA from Lycium ferocissimum, 411 nucleotides. RefSeq lists its product as uncharacterized. The record is from RefSeq and is a predicted model, not a curated record. The transcript has a single exon. NCBI's taxonomy places the organism in Eukaryota, Viridiplantae, Streptophyta, Magnoliopsida, Solanales, Solanaceae. Bases 1 to 411 code for a protein of 136 amino acids.